AUGGAAACCGGAGCUGAAGCUGAUAUUGAUCGGCCGGUGGACGACGAUUCUUCGGCGGAAACUGGCUCGGACCUAGACCGCGGCGGAAAAUCCGAGCCGUCGUCGUUGAACCAAGGAGAGAUUUUGAGAAACCUUGCUACGGUCGAGAAGGAUUCGCAGGCAAUCGCAGAGAGCUUCGCGUCUCUCUUUGUUUCCCUCCGGUCAACUCUCUCUGAGGCUACUGGUAGCUCAGUUGAUCACAUGAGUUGUUUUGGUGAUGCAGCUGGACGGCUUCAGGAAACCGCUCUAGAUGCAGCCACUAAAGGAAACCGGUAUAUCAACUCUUGCCUCAGAUUAAACGAGGAAAUUAAAGGCGUUGAGAAUCUGGCUGCUCGGUUAAAGCACCUGAGGAGAAAUGUGGAUGUUCUUGACACGGCUGUGAACAAACUUCUCCGGCCUCCAUGA
This is a messenger RNA of Arabis nemorensis, 444 nucleotides long. The record is from the annotation of a GenBank genome assembly. Lineage: Eukaryota; Viridiplantae; Streptophyta; Magnoliopsida; Brassicales; Brassicaceae.